GGGAGGCGGGCGCGGCGGCGGCGGAGCGCGGACAGAAGUGGUGGUGGCUUUGAAAUUCCUCUGGAGGUGGAGGACUGCCCCUCCCCGCUUGGCCCCACCCACCCUCGGACGGCCGCCGCUGCCUCUCCCUCUUCCCCCAUCUCCACGUCCACCUCCACCACCGUCUCCGUCCACCUCUGCAGCUCCUACCUGGGUGCACUCGAGUUAAAUGGCUGAUAAGCAGAUCAGCCUGCCAGCCAAGCUCAUCAAUGGCGGCAUCGCUGGGCUGAUCGGGGUCACCUGUGUGUUCCCCAUUGACCUGGCCAAGACACGGCUACAGAACCAGCAGAAUGGCCAGCGCAUGUACUCGAGCAUGUCUGACUGCCUCAUCAAGACCAUCCGCUCGGAGGGCUACUUUGGCAUGUACCGGGGUGCCGCUGUGAACCUGACCCUCGUCACCCCUGAGAAAGCCAUCAAGCUGGCAGCCAACGAUUUCUUCCGACAUCAGCUCUCUAAGGAUGGGCAGAAGCUGACCCUGCUGAGGGAGAUGCUGGCUGGCUGCGGGGCUGGUACCUGCCAGGUGAUCGUGACCACCCCCAUGGAGAUGCUGAAGAUCCAGCUGCAGGACGCAGGCCGCAUUGGUGAGGGCGAGUGGGAGGGACAGAGAGCUGGGGGCGGCCACAGCUGGAUCCCCGUCACCUGCCCCCUGCAGGAGGAGGAGACAGCAGCCCCUUUCUCCCCAGCUGCCCAGAAGAAGGUACUGGCUGCCCAGGCCCAGCUCUCAGCCCAGGGGGGUGCCCAGACCUCAGUGGAGACGCCGGCUGCUCCCCGGCCCACGGCCACCCAGCUGACCCGCGACCUGCUGCAGAGCCGCGGCAUCUCCGGCCUCUACAAGGGACUCGGGGCCACGCUGCUCAGGGACGUCCCCUUCUCCAUUGUCUACUUCCCACUCUUUGCCAACCUGAACCAGCUGGGCCGCCCGGCGUCUGAGGAGAAGUCGCCCUUCUACGUGUCCUUCCUGGCUGGCUGUGUGGCCGGCAGUGCGGCCGCUGUGGCCGUCAACCCCUGUGAUGUGGUGAAGACACGGCUCCAGUCGCUUCAGCGGGGCAUCAAUGAGGACACCUACUCGGGGAUUCUGGACUGUGCCAGGAAGAUCUGGCGGCACGAGGGCCCCUCGGCCUUCCUGAAGGGCGCCUACUGCCGAGCCCUGGUCAUCGCCCCGCUGUUUGGCAUUGCCCAGGUGGUCUACUUCCUGGGCAUCGCCGAGUCCCUGCUGGGGCUGCUGCAGGACCCUCAGGCCUGAGCCCCCUGGCUGGCUAGCCCAGGGCUUCGUGAGGGAAGAUCGCUCCCCAGCCCUCGCCCUGGACUGCGAGGCAGGGGAGGGGUGAAGGGUCCACGUGGGUGGCGCGCACACAGGCCCCCUGGGGGUCCUGCCUGCACAACCAUUGGGAUCAAGUCCUAUGUAGAAAAUGCAGAAAUCUUUACAUUCCUGAAGCCAGCCCCUGUCCCAGUCCUGUCCCAGCCUGAACACCCCCAGGGUCGGAGCUGGUCUCUGAGCUGGGGGCCCUCAGGUCUGGGGUUGGCAGGCUGGACCCUACCUCCCAGUCCAUCAGCUCCUGUCUCCAAGGCUCUCCUGGUCCACAAAGGGGACCCUGCACAAACCUAUUUAUUGACCCUGCCAAGCCCCAGUGGCUCUACCCACGCGCCCACCCAUCCGUCCUCCUGCCCACCUGACUGUCCGUCCACCCGCCCAUCCGUCCUCCCCUGCUGCUCUUCCGUCUCAGCCAGGACUCGACUCUGCCUCCCCAGCCAGCCUUGCAGGGGAGUCCUGUCCCCGCUGUGGAGCUAGGAAUCCGAGGUGGGGGGGUCAUGCUGAACUCUGACUCCCACCUCAGGCCGGGGCCCAGAUUGUAUGAGGUGUGUGUGAAUGUGCGUGUGCUGAGGGGAGCAGUUCGUGCCCACCAGCCCUCAGCUGGCCCGGCCCCUCCAGAAUGGGGCUGUGGGUGGGGGCUGCUUCCCUUCUCCACGUGGCCAUGCACCGUGUGCGCCCCAGGCUCUGCUGAUCCCGUUCAGGAAUUUAUUUCUCCAUCUCAGCUCCUCUUCUGAGACCCCCAUCCCCACCUGGUCUGGGAUUGUCCAGGGCCACAGGCAGGCAUGGGGACCAGUAUGGAGCCUGGGGACACCUGCUGUGCUUGUGGAGGGGGCAGGAGCUGACUCCCAGUCCUCCCAGGGCCCACCCUGUUCCCUGGGCUUCUACACAAGGCCUCUGACCACAGUCCAAAAGUACCCCCUCCCAGGACCCCGGACCCAUCAGUACUGCCCUGUGAUUGUGUUGGUGACUGAUCCUGAUGUGCUGGUGCUGUGUCCCCAAAACGGCCCCCUCCGCGGGGCCCCUUCCAGUGACACUACCUGGGGCUCAGGCCUGAGUCCCCCCCAGUUCACGGUUGUUCCUGGGAGCUGCCCCUCCCAUUACAUCUGUACCUUGGAAGCUGCUGCUGCUGCUUACAGAAUUAUAUUUUUUUUCUUUUGAAGAGUUUUAAGAAGUAAUUUUUUGUGU
Cynocephalus volans (Philippine flying lemur) is the source of this 2536-nucleotide messenger RNA. RefSeq names its product solute carrier family 25 member 22 (gene SLC25A22). NCBI's taxonomy places the organism in Eukaryota, Metazoa, Chordata, Mammalia, Dermoptera, Cynocephalidae. The transcript has 9 exons. The coding region runs from base 209 to 1282 and encodes 357 amino acids. Gene Ontology annotation, biological process: aspartate transmembrane transport; malate-aspartate shuttle; L-glutamate transmembrane transport. Gene Ontology annotation, molecular function: L-glutamate transmembrane transporter activity; L-aspartate transmembrane transporter activity. The record is from RefSeq and is a predicted model, not a curated record.